This is a messenger RNA of Coregonus clupeaformis (lake whitefish), 804 nucleotides long. Its product is annotated as NHP2-like protein 1. NCBI's taxonomy places the organism in Eukaryota, Metazoa, Chordata, Actinopteri, Salmoniformes, Salmonidae. Gene Ontology annotation, cellular component: box C/D methylation guide snoRNP complex; U4/U6 x U5 tri-snRNP complex; nucleolus. The transcript has 3 exons. The record is from RefSeq and is a predicted model, not a curated record. Gene Ontology annotation, biological process: mRNA splicing, via spliceosome; ribosome biogenesis; maturation of SSU-rRNA. The coding region runs from base 198 to 584 and encodes 128 amino acids. Gene Ontology annotation, molecular function: RNA binding.
GUUCCAUGCUCAGUCCUACACACGUGUUGUUAGAGUAGCUGCGUGUUGAAGUUCCUCUAGCUUUUGAGAAUCUAAACAAGCUGUUGUAGCUACAGAACGAUUUAUUUUUGGAUUUCCCAAAACCUCAAUCACAGACGUAUAGUCCUCCGUGAAGCAUUCGCCGAGAGGAGAAAUAUCAGAAAUAAACGGAAACAAACAUGACUGAAGCCGAAGUGAAUCCCAAGGCCUACCCCCUAGCCGACGCCACACUUUCCAAAACCAUCCUGGACCUUGUGCAGCAAGCCUCUAACUACAAACAGUUGAGGAAAGGGGCCAAUGAGGCCACCAAGACAUUGAACCGUGGUAUCUCUGAGUUCAUUGUGAUGGCUGCUGAUGCUGAGCCACUGGAGAUCAUCCUCCACCUGCCACUGCUCUGCGAAGAUAAGAACGUCCCCUACGUGUUUGUGCGCUCCAAGCAGGCCCUGGGGCGUGCCUGUGGGGUCUCCCGCCCCGUCAUCGCCACCUCAAUCACCAUCAAGGAGGGCUCUCAGCUGAAGCCACAGAUCCAGUCUACCCAGAUGGCCAUUGAGAGACUGCUGGUCUGAUCUGGUUGCUGCUCUGUUGUAUUGGAUAGUCUGAAGGACUUUAUCAGGCAGUUGAAUUAUGUCUUCUUUUGGAUAGUACAGUUGUCUUUGGAAGAUGCAUUGUCUACAAGUAUCUAUUUCUAUUUUGUCAGGGUACAUGAAAAGAAAAUGAUUCAUUUCCAUGUACUAUGUUAAGUCAUUAACUCUUAUGUUUUGUGAUAAUAAAACAUGUUUCUUUUUA